AUGUCGCAGUCCGGAUUGCUACACCAAGAAUUUGCCGAUCAUGGCGCUCCUAAACGAAUGUUCAUUGCCUUCUUCAAAAGUCGACAAGUGAGGUUUUGGGCCCUCUUCGGGGUCGGGCUCUAUCUCAUCCGGGCGUUCUUACUGGACUCAUCCAGACCGGGCAGGGAGGACUACGCCGCCACGAAUCCCUGGCGGGACCUCCCGACUGACUCGGCCGUCCAUUCAACGCUCCGGGAGGUGCUUCUCAUCAGCGACACGCUCCGAGACGGCAUGCUCCCGACAUCGCUCCCUGAUGAUGACUACGAUACCUUCUCUGUCAUGCUACAUAACCUGGAGACCAGACAAGAUGUCACCUGGCUAGUCAUCCAAGAGACCGGCGUCGACAGCACCAUCAUGGCCAUUGCCAAUCGUGGCAGUCAUCACAGUCCUAUCCCAGAGGAGCCCCACGACUUACAUGAGCGUGCCAAGAAGCUUCAUGGCCACUGGUCGGCUCUGGCUGCAGCCAGCGAAAAGCCGGACCGAUGGGAUGCCCGGUUCGACACCACUUGUCUCCCGCCGCUGGCCGCCAGGCAAGGCAUCGCGUCCGGUCAAAAGGCAGGCUCAUCGAAGUUAGACUGGCCUCCCGUGCAGAAAGCUGAGGCAGAUGCCAAGUACAAGGCCUAUCGCAAGCGCAGGGAUCGCGCCGUGUCGUAUCUCAGAGACCACCCCCCUAAGCCGAUGGCUUGGGUGCCAGUUGAGACGACCCCGGAGAAGAGCCGCGGCUACUGGAAAUCAAUCUUCAGUGACGGCGUCGUCAAGGCCGGGCGCAAUGUUGAGGGAGGGAAGCUGGCGGGCAACCCGGGGUUCAAGCCCGUCUACCGCGAUCUUAUCACUGAGCGAGUCCCGUAUGACUGGGUCAACCCGGAUGAACAGGUGAAGGAGUACACCGAGACGGGUCAUUUGAAGGAGAUGGAGGCGUUUAGGGAAGAGUCCCGGAUCAGGAAGGAGAGAACGGACAAGCAGGCGGCUUUCCAGGAAGAGCUCAGGGCUGAGGAGAGACGCAAGCGUGGAGAGAAAGAAGAGCUCUGA
This is a messenger RNA of Colletotrichum phormii, 1068 nucleotides long. RefSeq lists its product as uncharacterized. Bases 1 to 1068 code for a protein of 355 amino acids. The record is from RefSeq and is a predicted model, not a curated record. The transcript has a single exon. Lineage: Eukaryota; Fungi; Ascomycota; Sordariomycetes; Glomerellales; Glomerellaceae.